UGUCUCAUCUCUGCUGAUGACUAUCCAACACCUGAAGCACCUUGUAUGCUUAAAUUUAAAAUGAAAGAUGAAAUUGCUGCCACAGUCUUUUUCAUCACAAGGCUAGUGAAAAAGGAAGAUAAGCUGAGCAAGCAUAAAAUGGAGAAAUUUGCAGCUAAGCUGACAGCAGUACUCUUUGAAAAGUAUAAGAAUCACUGGUACUUGGACAAUCCAUCCAGAGGGCAAGCUUUCAGGUGUAUAAGAAUAAACAAGCAUCAGACAAGAGAUCCACUGCUGGAGCAAGCUUGUGUGCAGAGUAAUGUGGACUUCAAUAAGCUUGGUUUGCCAAAAGAGAUGACAGUAUGGGUUGAUCCUUUUGAGGUGUGUUGCAGAUAUGGAGAGAAGAAUCAGCCCUUCACAAUUGCACACUUUGAGGGAGAGGAGAACCCAGAACUUCCUCAGCAGAUCAGCUGUGCUGUUGAGAGAGCAGCACUAGACUAUGAUUCCAGCAUUUCUUCAGAUGAGGAGAGCUUCAACAGGGAGCCGAAAGCUAUCCCUACUGUCAGCAAUCCUAACAGCGUUUACCAGUUCAGUGACUACUACAGGACACCCAUACAGCCCUGGUCCCAGUAUCUUCAUAGGAAGACCUAUAUGACUGAUGGCUCAAACUAUAUCCAGCACAGGGGUCACAAGUUCUACAGAUCAACAACUGCUUUCACAGGACUGUAUGUUGAUAGGUACCACUGGGUCAACCCCAAGCGGUAGAUCCGUGGUUGCCCUAUUAUAGACUGUUGAAACAUUGAGCUAUGGUGUGUGAUGAAGGCUGGCAAUACAGAGUUUGAUGGAAACAGAAAGCACUUACUGUCUAAUCCCUAUGUCUUACUUUGUGCAUUUGAAAGUUUGGGGUUUUAUUAUAGUACCUUUUAAAUGUUUUAUAAUGUUAACAAGAUUUAAAAUUAAUAUGAGACUCUAUUUGUAAGAUGAAAAGGAAAAGCAUAUAUCAAUAAAGCUGCUCAUGUUUUUUAUAAAA
Molecule: messenger RNA, 1009 nt
Organism: Pezoporus flaviventris
Lineage: Eukaryota; Metazoa; Chordata; Aves; Psittaciformes; Psittacidae
Gene: BTG4
Product: BTG anti-proliferation factor 4
Exons: 4
Coding region: 46-744 (232 amino acids)
Biological process (GO): negative regulation of mitotic cell cycle; negative regulation of cell population proliferation
Cellular component (GO): nucleus; cytoplasm
Source: RefSeq, a predicted model, not a curated record